Larimichthys crocea (large yellow croaker) is the source of this 1681-nucleotide messenger RNA. Its product is annotated as ubiquitin-associated protein 1-like. Gene Ontology annotation, cellular component: ESCRT I complex. Lineage: Eukaryota; Metazoa; Chordata; Actinopteri; Sciaenidae. The record is from RefSeq and is a predicted model, not a curated record. The coding region runs from base 1 to 1206 and encodes 401 amino acids. Gene Ontology annotation, molecular function: ubiquitin binding. The transcript has 6 exons. Gene Ontology annotation, biological process: ubiquitin-dependent protein catabolic process via the multivesicular body sorting pathway.
AUGUUUGCGUCUCUCGAAACACCUUCAGAGAGCUGUAGACCUCAGAGAGAACGCCUGUCAACGGUCACUUGUUGGUGCAUUUUGGUGAAAAUGAAUGCUCUGGAGGAUGUCCCGUUCCAGACAAUGCUGGGCCCACUGGAGGAAGAAGUGCAGCUCGUGACAGCUCCGGACAUCACUGUACCAGACUGUCAACAGAUACUACGAGACAAUGAGUAUAAAUUCAGUCUGGAGAAACGGAUUUUAAGUGGGCAAGUCUACCAGGCUCCAUCCUGCCCCCCCUACUGGCUGUUGUUCUACAGCCCUCAGGACAGUCGCAGGUCCAGACGUAGGAGCCAUCGGUCCCGCAGCCACAGCCUGAGCGCUGAAGACUCUCACCGCACUGUCAAGUUUCUCGUGCCAGACUCUGAGGAUGAAGAUGGUUACUAUGACGAUAAUGAAGGCUCAUCUGAUGAUGCACGUCGCCCCAUCAAGAUGAGAGAGCGGCCCUGGAGCGCUGCACCCAAAGACCCAAUAGCCAGAGUCAAAGACAUGGAACUUGGUCCUUCCACUUGCCACUGUAGGCCUGUUUCACCUCAGAGCGCCAGAGGCCAAAGAGGCACUUUACCUUCUCGACAAGACUCCAGACAAUCUCUGCGACCACUGCAGACUAGCCCCCUCUUAGGACAGAAGUCCACCAAAAAGAGGACGCGUUCACUGGGCCCUGUGGGCAGAAAGCCCCCCCAAAACACCCCACCUCCAAGCAGACCACAGCAGCAAAGACCCUCAUCUGCAGGGCCUGCUUGGAAAAACCGCAAACAGACCUUGAGGACAGGUGGCCCUCGUGGGGUUUUCUUCGAUUCAACAUCAGAGUUGUUGUCAGCACUCAGCCUGGAAGAGAGAGAGCUACUUGAAACCAUCACAGAGAGGGGAUAUCCCUUACGCACAGCUAUUCUGGCUCUGCAGAAGACAGGCUACCGCAGCCCAGAUAAGAUCCUUAAAUACCUGAAGGCCAGUGACCGUCUAUGUGGGCUGGGUUAUGAUGAAGCACAGGUGGAGGAGGCAUUAGAGAUGUUUCAGAACUGUGAGAGCAAGGCUGCGGAGUUCCUGCGCCUUCUGACUCAGUUCAAUGAGAUGGGCUUCCAGCAAAGUGCAAUUAAAGAAGUGCUGCUUGUUAAUGAAAAUCACCGUGAGAGGGCUCUUGAAGAACUCAUGACACGCAUGGCUUAAAACGAACAUCUUCCCAUCUUCAGUCAAGAUUAUUUUCACAUCGAAUAUGUAAAAUGUACCAAGGACACAGUAUGUGGUCGACGUUGAAUAUUUAACUGCCUUCAGUACAGUUAACAUAAAUCCUGUGCAAUUCAACCCUAGAGGCGUAGAAUCAGGUAUGAUUAAAAUUACAAGAAAAUAAAUAGGUACCACUUGGUUAGGAAUGAAUGUUUUAAAAGUUUAUUUACAGCUUGAUUUUAAAAAAGCAUUCAAGCAACUUUAGCUGUCAUUCCAGCUGGAGGAAGAUAAUGAUGGUGCAUUGGCUACAGUACUAAAACAAUGUAGUGCUCCACUGUAGAUCCGGUUAUAAUGAUUCCCUUAAAAAAGGCUGUACUCUGAAAAGAAAAACAACAAAUAAAAAGCCACAGCAGCCUUUGUACAAAUGUCAUCAACUUGCCACAAAAUACACAAACCUGAAAUAAAAAUCGUAGGAAAA